GCCUCAAGCGUUAACAGGCAUUAUUUAAGAGGCGAGGGCUCCUCAAUCUUACCUGCAGAUCCACAGACCCUCUCUCUCUCUCUCUCUGUUUGAGCUGUUAAGAGCCUCUCAACACUGCAACAAUGCCUCCUCCCGGCGUGUGUCUGAACAUCAUGGAUGCCCGUAACAAGCAAGAUGGCCAAGGGAGCGUCGCCAACCCUGUGAAGUUCUUCAACCAAGACUAUGAGCAGCUGCAACAGUACUGCAUCACUCGAGGAGUGAGGUACAUAGACGAGAUGUUCCCCCCACACAGGAACUCCAUCGGUUCAGGGAUACUGAGCCCCUCUAUGCUGAACAGUGUGGUGUGGCUUAGACCAGCGAAAAUUGCUCCUAAUCCUUCCUUCGUACUUGACGGGAUCUCCAGGUUUGACUUCGGUCAAGGAGAUCUUGGAAACUGCUGGUUUCUCGCAUCCAUCGGAGCUCUGACAUUCCAGACUCACGUCCUCGGGCAAGUUGUCCCUCUUGAGCAAACGUUUGGUGAGAACUACUGUGGGCUGUUCCACUUCAGGUUCUGGAGAUUUGGAAACUGGGUGGAUGUCGUCAUUGACGACAAGCUACCAACAAUCAAUGGGAGGCUCAUCUUUGUUCACUCCAAAAACCGCAAUGAGUUCUGGCCUGCUUUGCUGGAGAAAGCUUAUGCCAAGGUGUGUGGUUCCUAUGCCGACAUGAAUGCUGGAACUCUUGCGGAGGCCAUGGUGGACUUCACUGGUGGUGUUCACAUCUGUGUCCAGCUGUCAGACCCUCCUCCAAACCUGUGGGAGCUGUUGUGCAGAGCUGGUAAAUCCAGGUCACUGAUGGGCUGUGGUACACCUCAAGGGGCGACAUCUGCCAACACUGUAUUGCAGAACGGAUUGGUCCAGGGCCAUGCCUACACUAUCACGGGUGUGACACAGAUGGUGAGCUAUGGAAAACUAGUGAACCUGGUGCGUUUGUGGAACCCCUGGGGAAGAGGAGAGUGGCAGGGAGACUGGAGUGAUCGAUCAUCUCUGUGGAAUACCGUGAGCGCUCAAGACCGUGAAAUGUGCCUUUCUGUGGCCGAUGAUGGAGAGUUUUGGAUGACCCUGGAAGACCUCUGUAAAUUCUACUCAGAUCUCGACAUCUGCUCCCUGUGUCCCGACUUCCUUGACGGAAACUCCUCUUGUCAGUGGAAGACCUCCUCCCAUGAGGGCAGAUGGGUUGCAGGAACCACUGCUGGAGGAUGCAUGAAUAACAGAGAGAGUUUCUGGACUAAUCCACAGUAUCGGGUCAAGGUUGACGGUGAAAACUUGGCACCCGGUGAAAAAAACAUGCUGGUGUCUCUCAUGCAAAAGCCCGACAAAAGGAACAGACGCCUGGUCCAAAGUCUCCACAUUGGAUUCUGUAUAUUUGAGGUGACUGAACAAUACAAGGGGCAGAGCGGGAAGUUCCCCGCCUCUUUCUUCAGCAGCCGCUCACCUGUCGCCCAAACUAAAACCUUCUUGAACUCACGGGAGGUGAUGGAGUUCUUUGUGCUGAAGCCUGGUGAAUACCUGAUUGUGCCGUCCACCUUCAACCCCAACGAGACAGCCUCCUUCCUCCUGACCAUCCUCUCCAAAACGGAGACCCACGGCUAUGAAAACUCUGCUGAGCAUAAACAUGAGCCAGUUGAAGAGUAUACAAACAAAAUGGACAUAAAUGGACAGGAUGAUGACAAUAAGAAAGAUCUUUUCCAGCAGUUCUCAGACAAGUAUGACGAAGUGGAUGCUGAGCAGCUCCAGAGGCUUCUAAAUGACAAUAUCCUGAAAGGAGACUUGAAAUCUGGAGGCUUCAGCAUUGAUGCCUGUCGCAGCAUGGUGGCGCUGAUGGAUACAUCGAUCACCGGCAAGCUGAAUGGCGAGGAAUUCGUUCGUUUGUGGAACAAGGUUGUCAGAUACAAGGACAUUUUCUUCUCCACUGAUGUUUCUCGGACAGGAACGCUGUCUCUGAGCGAGCUGAGGAAUGCAUUCAUAGCUUCAGGAAUGAGGGUCAGCGAUGACUUGCUCAAUUUGAUGGCUCUGCGCUACAGCUCCAACUCUAGACACAUGACGUUGGAGAGCUUCAUCAGUCUCAUCCUUCGCCUGGACUGCAUGUACAAAAUCUUCAAGCAACUGUCUGACGGAAAAGCCAUGAAUCUUCGCGAGUCAGAGUGGAUUUACAUUUCAAUGUACACGUAACCUAACAAGCUGGAUGGACUGCACAAUGCAUCCGGGGAUACAGGAGUGGAUACUUCAAAAGAACGUUUCCUUGUCUUUGGCCAAAUUGCACCAUAAAUAUAAGAUGUACUCCUCUUCAAACAAGCUAUUACACAGCAUGAACUGUAAAUGAAGGAUGUUUUCUUUUUAGACUGAAGAUCUUAUUGAUUGUUGUUGAAUGGUAGGCUGAGUUGCUGAUUUUUUGUAUUGCUAGUCGAACUAUGAUGUAGGCUUGUCAUUUCAAUCUGUGAUUUACCAAAUGAAGACAUUAUACAAACACAUUUCAGAUUUCAUUUUUAGCGACAAACCAUUUUCUGCACUUUUGAA
Molecule: messenger RNA, 2555 nt
Organism: Chelmon rostratus (copperband butterflyfish)
Lineage: Eukaryota; Metazoa; Chordata; Actinopteri; Chaetodontiformes; Chaetodontidae
Product: calpain-2 catalytic subunit-like
Exons: 22
Coding region: 123-2210 (695 amino acids)
Biological process (GO): proteolysis
Cellular component (GO): cytoplasm
Molecular function (GO): calcium-dependent cysteine-type endopeptidase activity
Source: RefSeq, a predicted model, not a curated record